AGUUAUGAAGCAAGUCAGUCAAGUGUGCACCAGAGGCAAGUAUUCAGGCAAUAGUUACAUUUAAGAGCUGUGUGGAGUUGGACUGUCAUCAACACUGUUACAUUAAGCAAGAUGCUCAAUCUGCGUGCGGCACCCAGCCAGUUUACACUUGAGGUGAGAGAGCCGGGGCUGUGGGUCUGGAGGGUGGAGAAGAUGAAGGCUGUGCUUCUUGACCCAUUGCAGUAUGACGUGUUCUACAACGGAGAUGCUUACAUUGUGCUCAGCAACCAGGGAAAGGAUGGAAGUGACCUGCACAUGUGGAUGGGUGAGAAGUCGUCUCGGGACGAGCAGGGUGCAUGUGCGAUGCUGGCGACACAGCUGGACAGCUUCUUAGGAGGAGAGCCAGUACAACACAGACAGGUGCAAGGCUAUGAGUCACCGGAGUUCAUGGCACUCUUUCCUAAAGGAGUCAGCUACAAGGAGGGAGGGGUGGAGUCUGGGUUCAAGAGUGCCAGGUCAAGGACUGGCCCCGUUACACAUCUUUACCAGGUCAAAGGAAAGAAAAACAUCAGAGCAAGAGAGGUGGAGCUUAGCUGGGGAAGCUUCAACAAGGGAGACUGUUUCAUACUGGACUUGGGAGAGACCAUAGUGGCAUGGAGCGGCUCCAAAGCCAACAUGUUUGAGCGACAGAAGGUGCGUGAAAUAGCAAUGCUGAUCAGAGACACGGAGAGGAACGGCAAAGCUCGCAUCAUCGAUGUGAUCGAGGGAGAGGAACCACUAGAGAUGGUUCAGGCACUUGGUCCAAUCCCAUCUCUAAGAGAGGGCUCAACAGAGGAGGAUGCUGCAGCAGAUGUCUCCAAUGCUGCCUCUCUUUACAAGGUGUCCAAUGCAACAGGCCAAAUGACCUUGACAAAACUAUGUGACAGAGGACCGUUCAGUCAAGAGCUCUUGGAGAAAGAUGACUGCUUCAUGCUGGACAAUGGAUCUAAUGGAAAGAUCUAUGUUUGGAAAGGGAAUGGAGCCAAUGCAGAGGAGAAGAGGGUCGCUCUUAAGGUGGCAGACGAGUUUAUUACUGAAAUGAACUAUCCCAGGAUGCAAACACAGGUGGAGAUUCUCCCUCAGGGUCGUGAAUCUGUGCUUUUUAAACAGUUCUUCAAGAGCUGGAGUUAAACACACACACACACAACAUACAGCAUAUAUGACAUGGAUGCACAAACAUUAACUCAUUUUCUAAAAUAAAACAGCAUGUUACUUAAGAAAGGUGUAGAAUACAAGAAUACAAUUGCAAAAGCACUGUUAAGGACACCUGCUACAAUGCUUUUUAUAAAAUGACCCAUUCAUGUUUCUUAUUUCUGUUAGAUCUAAUCCCUGCAAUAAUAAUAAAAAAAUGUCU
Molecule: messenger RNA, 1372 nt
Organism: Triplophysa rosa
Lineage: Eukaryota; Metazoa; Chordata; Actinopteri; Cypriniformes; Nemacheilidae
Gene: capga
Product: capping protein (actin filament), gelsolin-like a
Exons: 9
Coding region: 112-1149 (345 amino acids)
Biological process (GO): barbed-end actin filament capping; actin polymerization or depolymerization; actin filament severing
Cellular component (GO): cytoplasm; actin cytoskeleton
Molecular function (GO): phosphatidylinositol-4,5-bisphosphate binding; actin filament binding
Source: RefSeq, a predicted model, not a curated record